Vespa crabro (European hornet) is the source of this 3608-nucleotide messenger RNA. Its product is annotated as fatty acyl-CoA reductase wat-like. Gene Ontology annotation, cellular component: peroxisome. Gene Ontology annotation, molecular function: alcohol-forming very long-chain fatty acyl-CoA reductase (NADP+) activity. The transcript is spliced from 11 exons. The record is from RefSeq and is a predicted model, not a curated record. Gene Ontology annotation, biological process: long-chain fatty-acyl-CoA metabolic process. Lineage: Eukaryota; Metazoa; Arthropoda; Insecta; Hymenoptera; Vespidae. Bases 1588 to 3189 code for a protein of 533 amino acids.
UUGACGGCGUAUCGAUUUACGGUGCUUUAACAGAUAGUUACAUGCUUUGAUAAAAGAAGUGAAGUUCAUUAUUUUAAACAUUCUCUAAAAUAAAGUAUACUUCAGUAACAUUAAUGUUUGGAUUAUAAUGUUAUAUAAGUACUUUUAUUAUAUAAAAUAUAAUUUUUUCAACAAAUUAUCGAACAAAUGUAUAUUUAUCUUAUGUUAGUAAAUUUUUAUGACGUCACCUACAAUGUCGUGUAGAAAAAAUUAUAUAGUGACAUGUGAAAAAAUGAAUGUGUGCUUUCGAUUUUAUUUUUAUUGAGAAAAUAUGAUUGCUGGAAUUUUUAUUUUUCUAAUUCGUCGACGAUUGUAUACAGUAUGUUUUCUCUCAGAAUCGAUUUUGUCGUACGAACGUGAUAAUUUUUUGAUUCUUUCUCCUGUUGUUCUAGUGCAUUAAUCUUGUUUGUUAAUUAUUACAUUUAACCAUGAUACGAGCUAAAACAAUGUUUAAAACAGUAAUAAACAAUGGGAAUCGAUACUACAGAAUUAUAUCGGAAGUUGCGAAUGAGGUUAGGAUUGUAACUUUAUCCUAUACAUCAGUUUCACAGACUUGUACUCCUUCAAGUUACUUUAAAAAUGAAGUGAAGUGUGAUGACGUGUAUUCAAGUAAGACAAAUUUGAAUGAAAGAGAUAUUAAUAUAACUGUAUAUUUGGAUAUAUUCAAAUUCGAUGUUCGAUGAGUUUACAAGUUGCAGCAGGAAAGAUAAACAUCAUGGAAAAUGUUGAGAACAAUUUUUUUACAUAACACGGAUCGUCUGGCAGAUGUCGUCAAUCAGCUAUUAGAAUAUUAUGGCCAGGCCGUAAGAAGCAAUGAACAAUCUAGAUAAUAUAUAGAACAACAUUUUUCCAUGAAAUUUCAAGAUGUUCACAACUUUUGUUCAAACGAUUGAUUUAAAUGUAAAACUGCUGAAGCAGCUGAAACUCUAUAUUGGUUCACAUGUAAGAAUUCUGCGUUAAUCUGUUAUAUCAGUUAUGAAGAUAAUUACCAUAAACCACUAUCGAAGAAUUAAAUAGGAAACAUUAAAUGUAAAUGAAUCAUUCUAUUGCAUUGUAUUGAUAAGAAUAUCAAGAAAUGUGUUUGUCUGAAUCUCAUAUAUCAAAGCUUGGUAUAUAUGAUACUGUCAUUACAUUUAAUGAUGGUAAUGCUAGCAAAUUGAAAGUUGCUCACAAUAGCUGGGAAUGGAAUACGACAGUCAUAACUAAGAUGUGAAGUGACUUUCAAGGCAAUGUUACAAGCUUGAAAAAUUUCUAAGAAGAUGUGAUCUUUGAUAUGCUUGGAAGGUUUAGAAGGAUAUAAAUUUUAUAGUAGCAGAGGAUUUGGUUGCUUUUUCUACUGAAAAUUAUUUUAGAUUUCAAUUAUUCGAGCAAAAACUUAAAAAUGAAGUUUUGACCUUUAGAAUUGUUAAACCUUCAGGUCGUCUUGGAUAUGCUGAAUAAAUGGUAGAGGGGAACAAUAUUAAGCUGCUUCAAUCUGAUUUUAUAGUUUAGUGUAAAAGUGAACUCUGUUCGAGUAUAUACACUUAUCGUCGAUUUGGAAGAGUAGAAAUGAUGAAACCGCUAUUAGAAGAGUCUGAUCAAGAAGUGGCCCUUGAUUCAACAGUUGGAACAUCAACUAUAGAAUCGUCUGUCGAAAUAAUCGAUAAGCUUACACCUAUUCAAAAGUUUUACGACGAUGAAAGUGUAUUUUUGACUGGCGGAACUGGAUUCAUGGGAAAAUUAUUAAUCGAGAAAUUGUUAAGAGGAUGUCCUGGCAUCAGAUGCAUUUAUAUUUUGAUACGUUCGAAAAAAGGGAAAAAUGUUCUUGAACGCUUGGAUGAACUUAUGGAAGAUUCGUUGUUUUCCAAGUUGAGGAAGGAAGAAACAAAAUUCCGAAAACGAAUAGUCGCAAUCAAGGGGGAUUGUAGCUUACCAAAUCUCGGUAUUUCCAAAAUUGAUAGAGCUACACUCAUACGCGAAGUAUCAAUUGUUUUCAAUGUCGCCGCUACCGUAAGAUUCAAUGAAGCAAUGAAAGCGGCGAUAGCUAUUAACGUCCGAAGUCUAAGGGAUUUGAUAAAGUUGUCCAAAGAAAUGCCGAAUCUGAAGAGUUUCGUUCACGUAUCCACGGCUUAUGCGAACUGCCUUUAUAAUCAGAUCGAGGAAAAGAUUUAUGAUCCACCGAUAGAUGCCGACAAAUUAAUCGAUUUGAUUGACCUUAUGGAAGAAAAAUUACUUAACGAUAUUACACCGCAUUUACUUGGAAGAUGGCCAAAUAGUUAUGUGUAUACGAAAUCACUUGCUGAGAAUGUGGUAAAAAAGCAUGCUGACACGAUACCGAUUGGAAUAUUUCGUCCUGGAAUUGUGAUAUCCACGUAUCGAGAACCUGUUCAAGGAUGGGUAGAUAAUAUGUACGGACCUAUAGGAAUUACAGCAAAUAUUCUAAUGGGAAUAAUGCGAAUUCAUCAUUGCGAUGCAUCGAUGAAAGUGAACUUGGUACCCGGAGAUCUGACGAUUAAUGGAUUAAUUGCUAGUGCCUGGGGCAUUGCUAAUAAUUUAAGAUCCAAUGAAGGUAUUCCCAUUUACAAUUACGUAUCUCAGGAUAAUCCAAUCACUUACGACAGAUUGAAGGAAAUGACGUUAAAGUAUGAACGAUUGAUACCGUCUAAAGAAAUAUUUUGGUACUGUAGUUUUAAGAUGACAAAAUACCGGCUGAUCUAUCUAAUCUAUGUGUACUUUCUACACUUACUACCAGCUUUUAUAAUCGAUGCGAUCGCAUUGUGCGUGGGUAAACAACCGAGGUUACUCGGAAUGUAUAAGAAAAUUCACCAAAUGUCGGACGUUUUUGGUUAUUUUUGUACGAACGAAUGGACGUAUACGAAUGAAAGAUGGAAUGAACUAAUGAAGAAGUUGACACCCGCAGAUCGUGACUUAUUCCUUUGUGAUAUGAAUGAUAUCGUUUGGGAUAUUUAUUUUGCGACAUAUGUUGUAGGAAUAAGAAAAUACAUCUUAAAGGAUCCCAUUGAAACGCUUCCACAAGCUCGUAUAAAAUGGCGAAGGCUUUACUGGGCCCAUCAAGGAUUCAAACUUUCUAUAGCCUGUAUUUUUUUUGUGAUCAUAUGGGGUAUUUUACUGAGCGUUCCCAGACUAUUUUUAACGCUACCAUCUUCAUGAAGUAAGCAAGAUCGUCAAAGAAAAUGUAGGAGGAAUAAUAAUAAUUUACUCUUUCAUCUUAAUAUAAGUCAAUUAUUUCUUUUAUAAUAAUGAAUCUUUGUUAAACGGUUUGGUGAGAGGUAAUGAUACUUUUGGUACGGGUUAAGGAUAUUUUAGUGAAUUUUUAUCUAUAAAAUUUCGAGCAGGUUUGGUCUUUUUUGCGUCAUUUUGAAGGUCUGGUACUCUUCUACUCCUCUUGAUGGCGACCAUCUGCCGCAGGUCGCGAAUUGAUGUAAAAAAAAAGAAAUAGAUAUAAAUUUCAAAUGAAUUCUCAAUCUGUGCGAAUGUUGCUAUUGAAAUGUACGUUGUACAAAAUGCACAAAAUAAUAAAUGUACGAGACGUGGAUUUAAAAAAUUCUAUGAUUCUCUGAAAAAUCAAA